Uloborus diversus is the source of this 1383-nucleotide messenger RNA. RefSeq names its product homeobox protein SMOX-1-like. Lineage: Eukaryota; Metazoa; Arthropoda; Arachnida; Araneae; Uloboridae. The transcript has 4 exons. Gene Ontology annotation, cellular component: nucleus. The record is from RefSeq and is a predicted model, not a curated record. Gene Ontology annotation, biological process: positive regulation of transcription by RNA polymerase II. Bases 121 to 1302 code for a protein of 393 amino acids. Gene Ontology annotation, molecular function: DNA-binding transcription factor activity, RNA polymerase II-specific; RNA polymerase II cis-regulatory region sequence-specific DNA binding.
UCCCGAGCCGCAUGUGCCUGGGUGUUAUCUCAAAUCUGUUGACAUUUCGGAAGCGAGAAGUUAGUCUUUUUCCAAGAUCAACUCUGUUGUUCCCCUCCAUACGUAAGGGCCAAAUAAAGAAUGGAAAAUGACGUAAUUACCAACAAUUUCAAUAAUUAUGAAAGUUUUACUUCUGAAGCGUUUUCUACGCCAGCAUUUCCAGUGCAACGAUAUCAAACAGAGCUGUUUGAUACCAAUCCUGCAAAACAUCACAAUGGACAAUGGGUCUUUUCCCCAGAUUUCAUCGAUUUCAUGGAUUUGGAAGAAUCAUCCACCACAUCUGAUGACUGGUUUAUCACUGACACUACAACUGAAUCACAGGUAGAAUCACGGACAAAUGACUAUCUACGAACUGGAUGGGAAAUCGCCUGCAAAAACGAAAACAGGUCUUUUUUCUGUGACAAUACAAGCAAAAUUAGCGAUUGGAAAGCGAAAUUACAGUACAUUUAUCCUGAAUGUUUUGAAGAGGCUUUGGACAUUGAAUAUCUUCAAAGCACUUUAAACAAAGUUGAUCACGAUUGUGCAAAACGUAACAACCAUAUCAAACUUAUCAACGCCUCGGUAACGAACGCAGCCUCUUCUGUGCCACAAACUAGUACAAAUGUGCGAAACUUGUGGACUACUAAACCACCUGAGAUGCAAUGCCCAUACUUCCAGUCGCAAAAUACAGAAAAAGAAACUGUCGAUUCGAAAUCUUUGUGUCAGGCAAUGCAACGAAAUGAAAUGGAGCAUUUGACUCAUAAACUAACCGGAAAAAAUGCUAACCUCAACAGCUCUUCUACAGAAAAUAGUAAUUGGCUGAAUGAUGAUAGCGACCGUAGCCAAAGUUUUCUUACAACAGACAGGGUAACAGUUUGCAUUGAUGCAUUAAAGGACAUCGAAGCGCCAGCAGUCAGCUUGCGAGUGACAGGACAAAAUAAUUUUGAGGUAGAUGCAACGAAUCAUAGGACAGAUGAUGAAUUGAAUAUUGGCCAUUCGAAUCAGUUUCAAGAAGAUUCUGCAGAGAAUGAUGACGAACUCAGUAAACCUCGCAAAGAAAGAACAGCAUUUAGCAAAUACCAAGUUCAAGAACUGGAACAAGAAUUCGCACAACAUAACUACCUUACUCGGCUCAGGCGAUACGAAAUUGCCGUAGCUCUGGAUUUGACGGAAAGGCAAGUAAAAGUGUGGUUCCAAAAUAGAAGAAUGAAGUGGAAAAGGACUAAAGGCACUCAUAUAAAAGUCAAAUUAAAUAAAGAAUUAAAUAGAAAUACCACAUGUUGACCAAAAGUUGAACUUUAAGCAAGCUGAAUAUAAGUUUGAAAAAGGACUUAAGAAGUUUUUAUACUUGGAAAAACAAUAAAC